Messenger RNA from Solanum dulcamara, 1229 nucleotides. RefSeq names its product anaphase-promoting complex subunit 10. Bases 130 to 705 code for a protein of 191 amino acids. Gene Ontology annotation, cellular component: anaphase-promoting complex. The transcript has 6 exons. The record is from RefSeq and is a predicted model, not a curated record. Gene Ontology annotation, biological process: anaphase-promoting complex-dependent catabolic process; protein K11-linked ubiquitination. Lineage: Eukaryota; Viridiplantae; Streptophyta; Magnoliopsida; Solanales; Solanaceae.
UAUUUAUUUGGGUUUCACUUUUUGGUUCAUUGGUGACUGCGCUGUAAACCCUAGGGUUUAUGUUGUUGCAUACAAUUGGGGAUUUUCUAAGAGCUGAAUCAAAGGAAAAAGUAGUAAAGGUGAGCAGCAAUGGCGGAUUCCUCAGAGGGUGAGGAGGAAGGGAAACUAACAGGAGGAAGCCAGCAGUUAGUUGUAGAUGAUGACCUCCGGGAGAUGGGUAAAAAAGCAGCUUGGAGUGUCAGCUCAUAUAAACCUGGCAAUGGAGUUCUUUCACUUCGCGGUGACAACCUUGAUACCUAUUGGCAAUCAGAUGGUGCACAGCCUCAUCUUGUUAAUGUUCAAUUUCAGAAAAAAGUUAAGCUUCAAUUAGUCGUCCUGUAUGUUGAUUUCAAGCUUGACGAAAGCUAUACACCUGGCAAAAUCUCUAUCCGAGCAGGCGAUGGCUUUCACAACUUGAAGGAGAUAAAAGCAGUGGAACUUGUGAAACCAACUGGAUGGAUGCAUAUAUCUUUAUCUGGUAAUGAUCCUCGUGAAACUUUUGUCAACACUUUCAUGCUGCAAAUAGCUGUGCUCUCAAAUCAUCUUAAUGGAAGGGACACUCAUAUCCGCCAGAUUAAAGUCUACGGGCCAAGACCGAACCCUAUCCCUCUUCAGCCAUUUCAGUUCACUUCUACAGAGUUUAUUACUUAUUCUGCUGUGAGAUGAAGCUCAAGGGACUAUCUCAAGAGGAAAGAUGCCAACAAUAUAUAUUGAUAUCAAAAUGCAAACUGGAGGUACAAACCUGAGAUCCUGCCCCUUCGAUGACUCGAGUAAUAGGAGAAUGGAAGUUAGAUCCUGCAAUGGUAGAACCUCGUGAACCAGGCUUACUGCUUGACUACUUGCUUUUCUCUUCUCUAUGAUAUUGAUAAGUCGUAGGCCCAUUCGAUGUCUAUGGUUGGUUUGUGGUAUGCUAAAAUAUUCCUGUUUACAAUCCUAUUUGGCUUCAUACAAACCCCGUCACUAACAGCCACGUAGGGUCUUGUAUUAAUUUGUAUUUUCUCCCAUUUCUCUGUUAUCUAUCGGUGAUACCUGCAACUGUUUUGUGGGUAGAGACCAAAUUGCGUAUUUCUAGUUUAAGUUUCAAUAUUUUUAGUCAAAUUGUUUAUGAAUCAAAGUUGAAACAAAGGACCAAAACUGAAACUACCCCUACAGAGUACUAAAUAGUUACACCUUGUUUGAAUGGUUUUCCA